Trematosphaeria pertusa is the source of this 2263-nucleotide messenger RNA. RefSeq names its product succinate dehydrogenase. The record is from RefSeq and is a predicted model, not a curated record. The coding region runs from base 267 to 2207 and encodes 646 amino acids. NCBI's taxonomy places the organism in Eukaryota, Fungi, Ascomycota, Dothideomycetes, Pleosporales, Trematosphaeriaceae. Gene Ontology annotation, biological process: tricarboxylic acid cycle; mitochondrial electron transport, succinate to ubiquinone. Gene Ontology annotation, molecular function: succinate dehydrogenase (quinone) activity; electron transfer activity; flavin adenine dinucleotide binding. The transcript is spliced from 6 exons.
AUUCAUCUCUCCCUGCCGUGACCGCUUCUUAUCUUCCUCUCGAACAACAUGGAUUUAUUCUUUGCUAGUUCGCCAAAGACGUGCGAGAAAGGUGGUACAGUACAGUAUAGGUCUAGUUCCCGACGAGUCGAAAGCCGAGGAGUUAAGAGAGGGGCAACACCGACAGCGUACCUGAGCUAGUGCGAGUCUCUUUCUUAUUCCCAGAUCUCCUCCAGCAGGAAGCAUGUCCUCUAUCCUUCCCUUCUCUCCGCGCCUCGUUGAAAAAGAUGCGAGUGGUCGCGCUCGCGCUCAGGCGUGGAGGAUUUGGCGCCCGCAGUGCGUUCUUGAGGGUACCGCGGGGCUGCUGGCCGGAACAGCAGCGUCGGAGAUAUGCAUCAGCGGCAGGCUCAGGCAGAGAUGUCAAGGGCAUUGCGGUUGUUGAUCACUAUUACGAUGCCAUCGUCGUCGGAGCAGGCGGCGCAGGACUCCGUGCCGCUGUCGGCCUGACAGAAGCAGGAUUAAAGACGGCAUGCAUAUCGAAGCUAUUCCCCACGCGAUCACACACAGUCGCCGCUCAGGGCGGCAUCAAUGCCGCGCUGGGGAAUAUAACCCCCGACGACUGGCGCUGGCACAUGUACGACACCGUCAAAGGCAGCGACUGGCUCGGCGACCAAGACGCAAUCCACUACAUGACGCGCGAAGCCGUGCCCGCGGUGCUCGAGCUGGAGCACUACGGCCUGCCGUUCUCGCGCACCGCUGACGGGACCAUCUACCAGCGCGCGCUGGGCGGCCAGUCGCUCGAGUACGGCAGGGGCGGGCAGGCGUACCGGACGGCGUGCGCGGCGGAUCGCACGGGGCAUGCUAUGCUGCACACGCUGUAUGGGCGUAGCUUGAAGGAGGGCGUGCGCUUCUUCGUCGAGUGGUUUGUGCUGGAUUUGAUGAUGGUGGAGGGCAGGUGUGUCGGGGUUACGGCGGUGAGUCUGGAGGAUGGGACGGCGCAUCGCGUGUUUGCGCGGAAUACGGUGCUGGCUACGGGAGGUUACGGACGCGCAUAUUUCAGCGCCACAUCGGCGCACACUAGUACCGGGGACGGCAACGCCAUGGUCGCCCGCGCAGGCCUUCCUCUCCAGGACAUGGAGUUCGUACAAUUCCAUCCCUCAGGGAUCUACGGCGCUGGCGUCCUCAUAACCGAAGGCGCCCGCGGCGAAGGCGGCUACCUCCUGAACGCGCACGGCGAGCGCUUGAUGGAGCGCUACGCACCCACAGCCAAAGACCUCGCCUCGCGGGACGUCGUCUCGCGCUCCAUGAACCUCGAGAUCCUGCACGGGCGCGGCUGCGGCCCGCUGCAAGACCACAUCUACCUGCAGCUCUCGCACCUGCCGCGGGACGUCAUCAUGGAGCGGUUACCCGGGAUCGCGGAGACGGCGAUGGUGUUUGCGGGCGUCGAUGUGACGCGGGAGCCGAUCCCCGUGCUGCCGACGGUGCAUUACUGCAUGGGCGGCGUGCCGACGGAUUUCAGGGGGCGCGUGCUGGAUGUGAGGAAGGAUGGUGGUGAAGAUGGUGAGGAGAGCGUGGUAAAGGGGUUGUAUGCGGCGGGGGAGACGGCGUGUGUGAGUGUGCAUGGGGCGAAUCGGUUGGGGGCGAAUUCGCUGCUGGAUAUUGUGGUGUUUGGCAGAGCAGCCGCCCUACACAUCGCCUCGAACAACCCGCCCUCGGCGCCACACCACCCCUCCCCACCAUCAAUCGGGCUCUCCUCCCUGGACGAGCUCUCCACCAUCCUCUCCUCCUCCGGCUCCUCCAGCACAGCCUCCCUCCGCGCCGCCAUGCAGCGCACCAUGCAAACCACGACGGCCGUCUUCCGCACCGCCUCCUCACUUUCCACCGGGCACACCGCACUCCAGGCCCUCGAGUCCCGCUUCAAGCACGACCUGCGCGUGGCUGAUAAAUCGCUGAUCUGGAACUCCGACCUGAUCGAGACGCUCGAGCUGCGGAAUUUGCUGACGAAUGCGGUGCAGACGAGCAAGGCGGCGCUGACGCGGACGGAGAGCAGGGGCGCGCAUGCGCGGGAUGAUUAUAAGGAGAGGGAUGAUGGGAAGUGGUUGAGGCAUAGUUUGACGUGGCAGAGCGGGGUGGGGGAGGAGGUGAGGUAUGGGUCGAGAGCGGUGAGGAUGGAGACGUUGGAUGAGAGGGAGUGUGCGAGUGUGCCGCCUGUUAAGCGGUCGUAUUAGAGCAGUUGGUAUGAUGCAUACAAGCCUAGAAGCCACUUGGCAGUGUUGCAUUGCUU